Trichoplax adhaerens is the source of this 1152-nucleotide messenger RNA. RefSeq lists its product as uncharacterized. The transcript is spliced from 15 exons. Gene Ontology annotation, molecular function: GTPase activator activity. The coding region runs from base 1 to 1152 and encodes 383 amino acids. Lineage: Eukaryota; Metazoa; Placozoa; Uniplacotomia; Trichoplacea; Trichoplacidae. Gene Ontology annotation, biological process: intracellular protein transport; activation of GTPase activity. The record is from RefSeq and is a predicted model, not a curated record.
AUGUCUACCUAUAGUACGAGGGUUGACCAAUUUAAAAAAAUUUUAACUGAGGAUAAGCUCGAUUUACAUCAAUUACGCCAAUUAUGCUUCAAUGGAAUUCCAGACAUUGCAUGGAUAAGGCCACUGGCUUGGAGGCUAUUAUUAGGGUAUUUACCUGCCAAAAGAUCUGGGUGGGAUAAUAUUCUUAAAGCAAAAAGAGACCUAUAUGACAGCUUUCUCGACGAUAUUAUUAUUAAUCCUAGCCUCGCUGCUGACGAUGAAAAUGAAGGAGAUCAUUUGCAUGAUGUCAAUGAUCAUCCGCUUAGCCUAGAUCCGGAAAGCCAAUGGGUGACAUACUUUAAGGAUAACGAAGUCUUGUCACAAAUCGAUAAAGAUGCUAGGCGUUUAUAUCCCGACAUGUCUUUCUUUCAAAAAGCAACUGAAUUUCCAUGUAAGAAAAAAGGUUCCCAAGCUCUAAGAAAACGCGUUGAGAAAACUGUAUUAUUAGAGUCGAAAGUAACGACCAAUAGACAAGGUGUUCAAAAGAUCAAAAAUAAGUCUAAAGAUCAAGAGUAUCACACUUUAUCAGAAGGCGAAGAAGCCCACUGGGAGGUAGUAGAGAGGAUGCUGUUUAUUUAUGCAAAGUUAAACCCUGGCAUCGGCUAUGUUCAGGGAAUGAAUGAAAUUAUGGGUCCAAUAUAUUACAUUUUUGCUGUUGACAGCAAUUCUGAAUGGAAAAGAUUUUGGAUGCAACGCGUAUGUCAGUCUAUUCGCUAUAAAGAUAGUGCAGUAUGGCAAGUUCUCGAAGAUAAAGGAAUUCGUCCAGAAUUUUAUUGCUUCCGUUGGUUCACACUGCUUCUAUCUCAAGAAUUUCCUCUGCCCGAUGUAAUUAGAAUUUGGGAUUCGCUAUUCGCGGAAGAGAAUAGAUUCGAAUUUUUGCUAUGCGUAUGUUGCGCAAUGCUAAUGUGGGUACCGCCAGUUGUUAAAAAUAAUCUUAUCAUGUCUGUACACUUUAAAAAGCUAACAUAUGAUUUCACUGAUUACCUUAAUAGUUUGGUUAGAGAUGAAAUUCUUCAAGGCGAAUUUGCGGAUAUUAUCAAAACGUUGCAAAAUUAUCCAGUUAGUGACGUUCAUAUCAUUCUAAAGAAGGCAGCGGAACUCAGAGGAAUGUAA